AUGUUGCGAUUCAGGCCGCGGGUAUUUCAAACAAACACCACUCGGUUGCAUUGGGCAUUUUUAUUUAAACGCCGACUUCAGUCCACCGUUUCGGGCUUCAGAGAGGCAAGCUGGAUAGCUCCUCCUGCUAACAAAGCGGUGGCACACUGGUUGUACUGCUCAGCGGCACUGGUGGGUGGUGUUGUUGUCAUUGGCGGUAUUACACGCCUGACUGAGAGUGGAUUGAGUAUUGUGGAUUGGAAGCCUGUAACGGGUGUUCGUCCUCCCAUCACACAUAAGGAAUGGGAGGAGGAAUUUACUAGGUACCAAAACUUCCCUGAAUUCAAGCAAAAGGACAAGAUGACAUUGGACGAGUUCAAGUUUAUUUUCUUCUGGGAGUGGGCCCAUCGAGUACUGGCGCGCAGUAUAGGGCUUGUCUACGGUCUUCCCAUGAUGUACUUUUUCUGGAAGGGCCGUUUUAAGGGCCAGAAAGCACUCACUGGGUCCAUCAUCGCCAUCCUUGCGUUGGGCGGUGCACAAGGAGCAAUGGGGUGGUACAUGGUUCGCAGCGGCCUUGACCCACGCUUAUUGGAGGAGAAACGGAAGGCAACUGUUUCAGCGUACCGCCUCGCAGCGCAUUUGGUUUUGGCCUUUACGAUUUACGCCAGUAUGAUGCGUAUUGGGUUUGGUCUGAAGCUUCCACGGCCGGUUCAUUUUCAGGGCAACACAACUGUCCAGUCCUUUGCCCGGCUUUCUUUUGCAGUUGUUUUUUGCACCGUAGUUUCGGGAGCUUUUGUUGCGGGUUUGGAUGCGGGUCUCAUGUACAACAACGAGUUCCCUUGGAUGGGUGGUGGGGUUGUGCCUCCCCGCGACCACCUUCUUGUGGUGGAGCCAUGGUGGCGCAAUGCUCUUGAAAACCCGGCAGCGGCGCAAACAUGGCACCGCCUGAUGGCUGCAGUUAGCACCAUUUCUAUUUUGGGAUUGAAUGCGGCUUGUGUUCUCCACAGCGCAGCGCUUCCAAAGAUGUUGCGACGUAGCAUGAUUUCUGUCAACGGCGUUCUGGCGCUGCAGGUUGGGCUUGGUAUUUGGACCGUUAUCUCAUACGUGGACAUCCCCAUCGCCACGGCUCAUCAGCUUGGCUCACUGCUUUUGUUGACGACGAUCAUUCGUGUCUGCGCCGUCCUUGGGUCUCGGGGACUGUGUUUAGCAUAA
Molecule: messenger RNA, 1191 nt
Organism: Trypanosoma cruzi
Lineage: Eukaryota; Euglenozoa; Kinetoplastea; Trypanosomatida; Trypanosomatidae
Product: cytochrome oxidase assembly protein, putative
Exons: 1
Coding region: 1-1191 (396 amino acids)
Biological process (GO): heme A biosynthetic process
Cellular component (GO): mitochondrial inner membrane
Molecular function (GO): oxidoreductase activity, acting on NAD(P)H, heme protein as acceptor
Source: RefSeq, a predicted model, not a curated record